Bemisia tabaci is the source of this 1845-nucleotide messenger RNA. Its product is annotated as nudC domain-containing protein 3. Lineage: Eukaryota; Metazoa; Arthropoda; Insecta; Hemiptera; Aleyrodidae. Gene Ontology annotation, cellular component: cytoplasm. The record is from RefSeq and is a predicted model, not a curated record. Gene Ontology annotation, biological process: protein folding.
CAUGCAUUUCCCGCAUUUCCGGCCACCACUUCCCCACGCUUUUCUUCAGUCCACUCGAAUCCAGCCGGUCUUUGUGCGUUCUGUCAUCUUUGUGAUUUUUCCUGAGUUUAUAAUCAUUGCCUUAUUUUAAUCUCAUUUUAAAAUACUAAUUAUUUUCUCCCUGGCUCAGGUUGUCAAUUUCAUCCUCUUCGUAAAAUCCCUGAAGAUUCGACUGUCCCUGGAUUAGUGAGUCGCCUUCUCCAAUUUUCAAACCAUCGAUAUUGCUUUGCAGCUAAUCUUAUUAAGUACAGCAACUCAACACUCUGUGUUCCCAUUCACAAAGAGAAUGAGGCACAAUGACUGAAGGAUUUAAAGACUACUCCGCAACAUACGAUGAGUUUUUCUGUGGCAUCCUAUCUUCGGAGGGAGACAUAACGUCAUUUCUCAAUGCUGUGUUUGGAUUUUUGUACCGCAGGACUGAUUUCUUCACAGUUCAGGAAGACUGCAGCAGUGCAAUUGGAUUUCCCCCUGGUGUAGCAGAACAGGUACUAGUGAGCGCUUUCAGAAAAUGGCAGUUGAAAGGGCUGAAACCGAAAGGAAUUGAAGAAUCGCCAGAAAAAAGGAAUGCGAAGAAAACAGAUCCUGUCUUUGAUUCUCCUUGUCAGGAAAGAACAAAGGUGCCUGUUCCAAGUAGCUCACCUGCAACAUCGAAAAAUACUAAAAAUAGCGAAGAAAGCUUGAAAAAUACCUCAGAUAAGGAUAGAAAUUCACAAAUUACUAGAAAUGGCGAUUGCGAUAGGACAGCAGCAGAACAGUGCUCAGGUUCUCUAAAAAGACUGGACAAAGCAGGGGAAACAUACAAUGGAGCUUAUUGUGGAAAGUACUGGUGGAUGCAAUCCAUGACUGACCUUGAUGUUUGUGUUCCAGUCCCUCCUCAUGUGAGGAAAGGUAAUCAGAUCAAAGUUGCAGUCAACCACUCGGAGUUUCUAAUCAAAAUUAAGAAUGAGUCUGCACCUGAAUCUUGGACCACCAUCAUUGAUGACAAGUUAGCAAAUUUUUGCAACAAAGGCGAUACUGUUUGGUCACUCGAUUCAACUCGGCACUUAAUACAGCUUCAUUUAGAAAAAUCUCGGGAUGCAUGGUGGGACCAACUCCUCAUAUCAGAGUCCAAAAUCAACAUGAAGGAAAUCGAAGCAACCAGGCCUUUCUCUGAGCUUUCGGAAGAGGAACAAAUAACUGUAUCAAAUUUGAUGCAGAAAGAAAAACUCAAGCAAGAAGCCAGAGAGCGAGGUGACUUUUCAGCCUCAGAAAUAGAGCUCCGUGAUGUAAUGCAGCAAGUCGGUGUUAGCAGGAAUGCGCCCUUCAAUCUCCCCUCACCACCCCUGCAGCGUUAGAAUAUUGUUCUCAUGUUGAUCUUGUUGAUGGUAUGUACAACAUGACAAUUUUCUCUCUAACUCCAAUCGUUUCUAACAUCCAUCAGAUGGGCAGAACCUCACAAUAUUUAUGUUUCUAUCAACAGAAAUUAAUUCCCUCAAAUUGGUUUUGGUCUUCUCUUUAUGUGCCUUUUGGACUCUGAUCAUCAGUACAGGACACAUUCUGUGAUUUCAAAACCAAAUUAUUUAUUGUUUAAACAAAAGUAUUUUUACUUUUAGCAACUUAAAUUUUUAAACUUUGCGCUGACAAGGUUCAAAUGGUUGUUCAAAAUCACUCCUCCGUUUGUGUACCCUCAGUUUUUUACUAUAUAUUUGUAUCAGCUCCAAUGUAUAUCCAACUUACAACACAUCACUCAAAAUUAAAAAACAAUGCAUUUCUCAAGCUUUUUACUAGAUGAAAAUUUGUGAUCUCUCAUUUUACUUGAUAAUUUGA